Molecule: messenger RNA, 1456 nt
Organism: Limulus polyphemus (Atlantic horseshoe crab)
Lineage: Eukaryota; Metazoa; Arthropoda; Merostomata; Xiphosura; Limulidae
Product: frequenin-1-like
Exons: 8
Coding region: 106-681 (191 amino acids)
Molecular function (GO): calcium sensitive guanylate cyclase activator activity; calcium ion binding
Source: RefSeq, a predicted model, not a curated record
GACAGGUAGAAGGCGAAGUAUCUAAAGUUGGUCUAAUGUUCCGUGAUAGGGCGUGAGCGCUAGCAUUACAACUUGUGUCGUUUUGUCUAGAUUUUACCACUCGUGAUGGGGAAGAAGAACAGCAAGCUGAAACCGGAAAUGAUUUCGAAAUUGGUUCAGGAAACUUAUUUCACAGAAAAGGAAGUUCGACAGUGGUACAAAGGCUUCUUAAAGGACUGCCCUGACGGACUCCUUACUGAACAGGGAUUUCUGAAGAUUUACAGGCAGUUUUUUCCUCAUGGUGACCCCUCCAAGUUUGCAUCCCUGGUCUUCAGAGUAUUUGAUGAGAAUAAGAAAUUAAAUGAAACAACUUUACAAGAUAGCGAAGAUAUGCUUAAAAAUGAAUGUAUAUACCAAGUGUCUCAAGCUGAUUUUACAAACCAAGGGGCGUUCAAGCUCUACGAUGUAGACAACGAUGGAUACAUCACGAGAGAAGAAAUGUACAGUAUUGUAGACGCUAUUUAUGAAAUGUUGGGAAACCAAGGAAAGGACGAAGUGGAAGAAUCACCCAGACAUCGUGUGGAUCGAAUCUUUGAACAGCUCGAUAAGAAUCACGACAAUAAGCUAACUAUUGACGAGUUCAAAGAAGGUUCACGACACGAUCCCAAGAUUGUCCAAGCGUUAUCUCUCUAUACACCGUGAGGAGGCGUUCUUCAUUUAUAUACCAAGAUAAUGGAUUAUGUUGAAGUGCUUAACAUAUCUUCGGACUUCCGUAAAGAAGAGGAAGAGAUAAUGGGAGUUUUUCUGUUUUCCUCAUUAGUAUUGCUGUAUUUGUUCUAUUAUUUUAUGUAAUAAUUUGCAUACGUGUAACAAACGUUUUAUAAUUUAAUUUACGUCUUAAAUAUAUUAAUAUACUUGAAAUAUUUCGUACCGCUGUGUGCGGCACCUGUAGGUAAUUUUAUGUCGACUGUAUGAUGAUGAUUUGUAUUUGAUAGUUAAACAUAUUUUACUGAGUCUAAUACGAAGUUGUGUAUUGCUUAUAUUUAUAAAGGGAGUGUUGUUUUGAGCUAUAGCUCUAUAAUUUAUAUGAAACGAGACACAGCUUUCAAUCGUAAGGUGCAAGUGCUCAAUGAGCGACUCCAUUUACACAAAAUGGGACAGGAGGACUCACUCAUUUAUGUGUAUUUAUAGUAAAAGUUCUGUCCCUCUCUCUCUUUCUUAUAUAUAUUUUUAAGACGUUUAAUUACAUAUCGAUUUGGUUUUACAUUUGCUCUUGAAUUUAAUGACAUUUGAUCAUAUAAUGAAGCUAUGAAUUAUUUAAAGUUUGUAGCAACGCCGUAGCUAAACCAAUUCUAUUUGUUAAUCCUUCUUUUUACCAUUACUAGGUAGACACUUUUAAUAAAAGCUAAUUGUAAGCCUUAUAUUUCUAUGUUGUAGUGCUUUUUAAGAUAAUUAAAAGCGAAAGUUAUGGCAAUUA